GAUUAGCUCAGUCAGAUUAAUCGACUCCUCCAGUCCAGUGAAAAUAAACGAUUCAAAAGAACAAUUUGUUCAUGAACUGGACAUCUCUAGUGGGAAGAGCCAGCAGGCAUUGAGUAGGAGACCUUUAAAUCAGGGGAGGAGAGCAGGCCGCCGCAGGAGAUAGGAAGACCCAAUAUCAGCUGCCUCCCUCUUAUCUCCAGUCCCUAGACAGAGGUCAUCGUCCUGACUGACGUUCCUGACAUGGACUUCCAGAAAACCUUAAUGGAUUAUAAAGAAAUUGUUGUACAACAUGUGUUCGACAUUCAAAGAUUUAUCAAUGAUUCCUUCAAGGAACUUGAACCAUCUCAUCUUAUAACACUAACGGUUGCCUCCACACUGCUGACCGUAUGGACGUACAACUUCAUAUUUCAUCGGGAAAGUAUAAAGUCCAGAUGUAAGAAGCAAUUUUUCAGGAUAAUCAGAAGAAUGCCAUUUAUAGGUUCAAAAGACUGUGACUGUGAUGAGGGGACAACCUCUGCGUCUGAAGAAAAGAAGAUCCAGAAUGAACUUGAUAAAGCUUUGGAUUACAUGGCUCAUCGACUGCUAAAUGUGAAAGACGGAAUGAGCUUUGUAAAAACUAUCCCGCACACUGGUCUUAAGCAAGAACAAGUUAUGGAGAAAUUAAAGGAAUACUCUGCUCUAAGUGAGGUGUCAUGGGAGCAAGGAAAAGUGUCUGGUACGGUUUAUAGCGGAGAUGAACGGCUUACCCAACUUCUUGUGAAGGUGUAUGGAGAGUUUGCCUGGAGCAAUCCUUUACAUCCUGAUGUUUUUCCCGGUGUACGUAAAAUGGAAGCAGAAGUAAUAAGAAUGGCGUGUAACCUUUUUAACGGAGGUCCUGAGACAUGUGGAGCAGUGACAUCUGGAGGUACCGAAAGCAUCUUGAUGGCCUGCAAAGCGUAUAGAGACCUGGCAUAUGAAAGAGGAAUCAAGUACCCAGAAAUUGUUGCUCCAGUAAGCGCUCAUGCAGCAUUUGAUAAAGCGGCUCAUUAUUUUGGCAUGAAGAUGGUGCAUAUCCCCCUGGAUAAGAAAACUAUGAGAGUGGAUGUGAAGGCUAUGAAGAGAGCAAUCUCUAAAAACACAGCGAUGCUAGUUUGUUCUGCCCCACAUUUUUCACAUGGUAUUAUUGAUCCUAUAGAAGAAGUAGCUAAGCUGGCCCUAAAAUUCAACAUCCCUUUUCACGUGGAUGCCUGUUUGGCUGGAUUUCUUAUUGUAUUCAUGGAGAAAGCUGGUUUUCCUCUUCUGCCAGUUGACUUUAGGGUCAAAGGAGUGACAAGCAUCUCGGCAGAUACUCAUAAGUAUGGCUACGCACCAAAAGGGUCUUCAGUGAUACUGUAUAGCCACAAGGACUAUAUGCACUAUCAGUUCUUUGUCGCAUCAGACUGGCCAGGUGGACUGUAUGCUUCUCCCUCUAUAGCUGGCUCUCGACCUGGUGGUAUUGUAGCUGCUUGUUGGGCAACAAUGAUGCACAUGGGGGAAGACGGAUAUGUUGAAGCCACCAAGAAUAUAAUUUUGACUGCACGAUUCAUCAUAAAAGAGUUGCAAAAAAUGAAAGAAAUCUUUAUUUUUGGGAAUCCUGAGGUUUCAGUGAUCGCAAUUGGUUCAAAAGUUUUUGAUAUCUACCGCCUGUCUACCUCUUUGACAGCAAAAGGCUGGAAUCUGAAUACACUUCAAUUUCCAUCAGGUAUUCAUAUAUGUCUCACAUUGCUGCACACAAAACCUGGAGUAGCGCAACUUUUUGUGAAGGAUGUCCGAGAUUCAUUGUCUGUGAUCAUGGAAGAUCCUGGAGCCAAAGCUACUGGAGUGGGUGCGAUAUAUGGGAUGACACAGAUGAUUCCAGAUAGAUCCAUGGUUUCUGAAAUUUUAAAAGCGUACCUGGACUGCUUGUAUCUCACAGAAUUGCCACCCAGUGUCAAACAUAUAAAUGGUUUACCUGGACACCAAUAGACAUUACUGUUUUCCUUUAGGCGGUACUAUUCCAAAUGGUUCCACAGGGUAGCAGAAUCUCACAGAGACUGCUUUUUAUUACUUUUUCCUUUUUGUUGACUUUUAAGGGAUGUGUCUUUUUGAUGUUUUAUAUGCCCAAUGAUUAAGGUGCUUGUUGCCUAGAAAUAUUGUUCCCUUUCCUACAGAAUUGACAACAGGAGUAAUGUAUGUGCCUCGUAACAUCCGAGGAUUCGAAUACCAUCUGUCCCUGUGAUCUGUGCUCCUGUCUGCUCAUAAAAACAUCACUAUUUCACACAAAUGUGAUGUCCAGGCUCAACAAUCCACAAAACUGCAACAUAGGGAUACAUGUGAAGAACGUGAUGCAUCACUAGUCUUUGAUUUCUUUACAGUGACCAUAUUAGAAAAGUCCCUGGAAAGCACAGGGAUGGGACAGUUUUAUGUAUUAAUGGGAUUGAUUAAGUAUAGAUCUUGGUGGCCUAUAUCUUAGGAUGUGUCAUCGGGGAUUAACCACUGUCGCCAUCCAAUAUUACUAAAAUGAAGUGGCAGCAGCAGUAGGAAGCACAGAACGGAGCCAACAGUAGGCACAGCAUGGUGCUUCCAUAAGCAUAAUUCCAUGUACAACUAUUCUCCAUAAUUGAAUGUCUAGUACAAUGGAGAUUAUAAAUACCAAUGGUUAAUGGUGUAGCUGGUGGAUGUCAAGAUUUAUAGAUAGAAAACAGUUUCUGUCAAUAGACAAUUCAAUUUCAAUUUUACUCAUCAAGAAGUUGAUUACUGGAAAUCACAAAGGACAAUAAUUGUUCUCAUGUGCAAUGUUAUGGGGAACCUGUUGCACUUCAGCACGUUUACUGUAUGUUCUGUUUUCAAAAUUGGCGAUUGUUAUACUUUUUUUUUACUGCAUUUUUUCCCCUUUUUUUAUCUAAAUUAAUCUGUAAUCUUUAUAAUGAUUUCCUUACCACUUGGAACCGAACCUGAGUUCGGGAAAUAGUUUUUUAAAGUAUAAAUCAAUUUCUGAAGUUAUUAUGCAAAGUUUCGCGAGACUUCGCAAAGUAAUA
Molecule: messenger RNA, 3035 nt
Organism: Bufo bufo (common toad)
Lineage: Eukaryota; Metazoa; Chordata; Amphibia; Anura; Bufonidae
Product: sphingosine-1-phosphate lyase 1-like
Exons: 15
Coding region: 241-1983 (580 amino acids)
Biological process (GO): sphingolipid catabolic process; carboxylic acid metabolic process
Cellular component (GO): endoplasmic reticulum
Molecular function (GO): sphinganine-1-phosphate aldolase activity; pyridoxal phosphate binding
Source: RefSeq, a predicted model, not a curated record